AUGGCGCCUAAACUGGUUUCUUGGCCUUUACCAAGUUGCCAAUUGGUCGAUUCAUGCUACCACUUUAAGCCAAGAAACAACUUAUAUUCACCAAUGGUCACAUUCUUCGGCAAACUAAGUUGUAAAUUUCAUACCUCUGUUAAUUUUCGUGGAGGAAUUCGUCAGUCAUCUGAGCUACUAUAUGGAAUUCACCCUGUCUUGUGUGCUCUUACGUUUCGUCAUCGCGAUAUUUACCGGCUAUACGUCAAAGACGUAUUGAGCAACUGCAAAGAUCCCGACAAUCUCGUAGAGAUAUCAGCAUCUCAAAUAACCGAGAAAGCACUCAAAUAUGGCAUACCAGUAACUCGAGUACCAGUCGAAAAGCUCAAAGAACUAAGUAAUUCAAGAGCCCAUCAGGGUGUAAUACUUGAAGUUUCUCCUACCACCAUACAAUCUGUUUCAGACUCGUCGAUUAAAAAUUUGUUAUUUUCUUGGAAUAAUUUAUCAGGCUGUUUACCAUACGCAAAAAAGUAUCAUAGACCUACUGUUCUACUUGUGGAUCAUAUGAUGGAUAUCAUGAAUUUUGGGAACAUAUUGCGUUCAGCAGCAUUCUUUGGUAUAUCUGCGGUCAUACUAUCUACUUCUCCGUGUGUCAGCCCAUCACCUCUAAUAAGCAAAAUUAGUGUUGGCGCAAUGGAAAGUAUCUUAUUUUAUAGGUUAACUGAUACAGUAAUGGAUAUGAAAUCCUUAUCAAAUGCUGGGUUUUUGAUAGUUGGUACUUGCGGGGAAAGUCAACUUCCAUCAACUAAAGCUUCCAAAUCUACAAAUUUUCUGAAACCCGAUGAGGUGGGCGCUAAUGAUGACAAUAACACUGGAGUUUACCCUAGACCUCUGGUUUUAGCCCUGGGAAGUGAAUCACGGGGUCUCAGCGAAAAUAUUUUAAAUGCUUGCGAUUUAUUACUACGUAUACCAGGCUUUGGAGAUUCAACCAAAUUAAAUCAAUGUCUAUCACAAAGUAUUACAUCAUCUUUAAAUGUAUCCGUUGCUGCUGCCUACAAAGAGAUUAUGAAAAGUGAACAAACUGGUGAAGUUUUGCUCCCACCGUCUGCUUUUCUUAUCUCAAAUCCUAAUCAUUUCAAUUGCCCUCAGGAUGUGAACAAUGAUGCUGAACGCACUAAUUCGGCAAUAAGCAAUAAGAGCACUAGAAAAUUGUCAAUAAGCUCGAUUAUUUCUAAACUAAAUAAGAAUUCAGCUGAUUUAAACGAUGAUGGUCACUUUGAUCGAAUCAAUUCAGAAGACAUACAAUUCAAUUACACCAACAAAUUUGUUAAUGAACUGAAACAAGAAAAUGAAUAUCUUUUACGAAGUCAGACGAAAGCUUUAGACGAAUUGAACAAAAUACGAGGAUACAUUGGAUUGGGUAGAGUUUCAUCUAAAAUUACAUUUAAGGAAGAUUCUCUUGAACAACAUAAAUGUAUUUGCGAUACAGAAUUACUGGAAAAGCUGAAAUAUUUGGAGAAUAAAAAUUCUGAGUUAAAUCUGCAACUUGAACAAAUGAAUAAUCGAAUGAGUAGUUUGGAGACAGUUUUAGAAAUUCAAGAAAAACAGUUGUCCAGAGAAAGUGGUAAUGAAGUGUUACCUAUUAAUAAUAAGUCUGGAAAAGUGGAAAAUUUACUUUGCACAUGGCGUAAACAUGUUUUACGCUUACUUAUUGAAGUAGAAAAUCUUAAGUCUGAAAAUUCUCAUACUGUAACUAAAUCAAAGUGUGCCUAUGAAAAGCUACUUUCAGAAUUUGAAUCUUUAAAAGCAACUUUAGAAGCAACUGAAUUUAAACUGAAAGCUAGCGAUUCUGCACUGAACGUAGAACGUAAUAAAAGACAGGGAUUCGAGAAAGAUUUGGAAAGUUUACACGCAAAAUUAGCAAUGACUCAAUCAAAUUUAAUAGAAUCUCGUGAGAAUUACAAGAAAUUCGCUUUAAAUACGAAACAAAAUCUUGAUCAAAUUGUAAAAGCUAUACAAACGUUUAUGAAUUGGCCAGAAUCCGGUUCACUGAGUCAACAAACUCCAAUAACAAUAUGUUCAGUUUUUCGUCGUUUAAGACAUUUAGAAAGGCGUUUAGAAUUUGCUAACUCUCGUCUUCCCGUUUUACGCACUCGUUUAUUGUUAUCGUCAUCAUUAUUACACCGGAAAGCAGAUGUAGACCAGUCAACGCAAGUCAGCUACGAAUUAAAACAUUGGAUUGGUGAUAUUUUAUCAGAAUCAGAGAAAGAAGAGAUCAUUUCUCAGGCUCAAACCGAGGCCCUUAGGGCUAUAAAAGAGCGUGACCGAGCAUUAGAACAGUUAUCCGAUUAUGUUAAAUCAUUUGAUAAUCGUGUUCAAGAUGCUGAGAAAGCAGUUGAAAAAGAAUUAUCAGAACUUCGGGAAGCAAACAGAAUUUUGAAUUUAUCUUUACAUGAUGAACAAAAGAAAUUAAAAGAAUGUUCAGAUCAAUUAAAAAGUGAAAAACUAACUAAUAAUGAUCUCGAACAAAAGUAUACAGAUGAAAUUGGACAUUUAAAAACUCAACUCUCUGAAACGGAUAUGAAGCUUACCAAAGCUUUAACGGAACUACGUCGGGCUGAACGCCGUGUAGAUCGAGAAAUUAAUGAAAGAAAGUUACAGAUCAAUAGUAUUGAGAAUACCUACAAAUCCAAAAUUCAAACUCUAGAGAAUGCACUUCAUUCGUUUUAUCCAGAACCUUAUCACUGCUAUGGUAACAAUACAGCGAAGUCACCAAAUGUUAUUCAAAAAAUGACGAGUCCAAUAGUACCUACAUUUGCAAGCCAUAUUGAUCUCAAUGAAUCAAUUCGUAAACUUGACCACCUUGCUGAUCGACUAAAUAGCGAUUUGUCAAGCGAUUCAGAUGCUGAAAAAGAUGUUGAACAGUGACUUGUAGAAAUGUGAAGGCUGUAUAUAUUUUCAUAUUUUAGUUUGUCUUCACCGUGAUACACUACACUAAAGGUAUGCUAAUAUAAGAAAUGUUGAUAUACAUAUAACAAGCAGAAAAUUCUUCAAAUGUAAUUCCUAUUUAUGAAGUUUUUGAUAGUGUACCAAUCAGAAAUCGCCAAAUGAUAAGUGCAUGUGGUUGACCAACAAAUGGCUUUAUUUUUCAAGGAAUAAAAUAUAAACCACUGAUAGCUUUGAUUUCCAAAAGAACAAAUCAAUAAAUGGGUUCACAUACAAUCCAUUCAGUUUAGUUAAAUAAACUUUCUUCCUCG
Molecule: messenger RNA, 3236 nt
Organism: Schistosoma intercalatum
Lineage: Eukaryota; Metazoa; Platyhelminthes; Trematoda; Strigeidida; Schistosomatidae
Source: the annotation of a GenBank genome assembly